UGAUUAUACUGUGAAGCACUUGAGACGAGCACUGCUACAAGAAAAUGUAUCAAGAUAUAACCUUGAUAGUAAUGAUGAUGAGAAAAAGAUUAGCUCAUCACCUAGGUUUAAUGAAAAAAAAAUUAAACAAAAAUUUAAAAAGAUAUGUCAAACCACCAAGAUGCCAAUUUUAUCACGUGUAAUUAUUGAUGACAUAGAUCACAUCAAAUUAACUGAAAAUGAUUUGGUAUCUGAUGGAAUCCUCAAAAUAAACCAUAUAAAGUUACACAAUUACAAGUUAUAUAAAAUAAUUAAAAAUAAUGGAUGUUUGAGUGGUUUUACAUUUCUUAAAUGGAGUGAUAUUAUUGGUUUAACGAAACAAGAAAAAGAUUUUGUUUGUAACUAUGUUUUAUAUGGAUCAAUCACUAUUCCAGAUGGAGAACAUUCAUUCUAUUGCACCUUAAUAGCCUUUUUAACACAAUUCCAAAAGAUGAGAUAUGGACAUCUCUCAGAAGCGACCAGGAACAGAAAUGGUGGAGAGGAUGGGCCAAACAAAUAUCCUGAUUUCUUAUUAUAUAAAGAAAAUGAGGCUCAUAAAUUCACUUAUGAGUUCCUACACUUAGAAAUCAGUAAUGGUCCAUAUGUAGAAAAUAGCACAAGUCAUCAAAUGCAUGUAGCAAAUGACAAAAUCCAGCUUGGAAAAUUUUUGAAAGACAAUCUAA
Entrophospora candida is the source of this 701-nucleotide messenger RNA. The record is from the annotation of a GenBank genome assembly. NCBI's taxonomy places the organism in Eukaryota, Fungi, Glomeromycota, Glomeromycetes, Entrophosporales, Entrophosporaceae.